Molecule: messenger RNA, 8749 nt
Organism: Choloepus didactylus (southern two-toed sloth)
Lineage: Eukaryota; Metazoa; Chordata; Mammalia; Pilosa; Megalonychidae
Gene: ASXL3
Product: ASXL transcriptional regulator 3
Exons: 13
Coding region: 404-7072 (2222 amino acids)
Biological process (GO): positive regulation of transcription by RNA polymerase II; animal organ morphogenesis
Cellular component (GO): PR-DUB complex
Molecular function (GO): peroxisome proliferator activated receptor binding; chromatin binding; DNA binding
Source: RefSeq, a predicted model, not a curated record
GAUAGGAUUAUUAGAUUUAUACCUCAGGAGGAUGCCUCUUGUUGGAACGACAUUUCAGCCAGUCUUUGACAUAAGCCUAUUAUGAAUUCCUUUUAGAAGUGAUGGACAAGUGUGAACUGGGUGACAGUGUAAUUAAAUGAAUUUGUAGCAGAUUGAACAUCUAUGGCAAAAGUAUAUUGAUUGACUAUUCACUAUCAAUCUGAAGUGAGAUCCCAGUGGCAACCACAAUGCUUGAUUUUCCAUUUUCUUGUUCAGUUCUGUCAUGAAUACUUCGGAGAAAUACAUCAAAAUCAUGCCUGUCAAAUGUGCGGACUUCACAAAAUAAAAAGGGAAACUGAACAAUUGGACAACACAAUGAUGAUUCCAAAAUAACUUUGCACUAGAAAAACACCCCAACUCACCAAUGACAGCAAAGCAGAUAUUGGAAGUCAUUCAGAAAGAAGGGUUAAAAGAAACAAGAAAUGGAACCUCUCCAUUAGCCUGUUUGAAUGCGAUGCUUCACACUAACACUCGAGUAGGGGAUGGAACUUUCUUCAAAAUCCCUGGAAAGUCAGGCCUCUAUGCUCUGAAAAAAGAGGAAUCAUCAUGCCCAGCUGAUGGAACUUUGGAUUUAGGCUGUGAGUCGGAAUUAGAUGGCACAGAGAUGGCUGAGGCAAAUGCUAAUGGAGAGGAAAAUGGAGUUUGUGCAAAGCAGGUAACUGAUGAAGUGUCUUCCACUCGAGAUUCAAGCCUUACUAACACAGCAGUGCAAAGCAAGUUAGUGUCUUCCUUUCAGCAACACACCAAAAAGGCUCUUAAACAGGCUUUGAGGCAGCAGCAGAAAAGAAGAAAUGGAGUCUCAAUGAUGGUAAACAAGACUGUCCCUCGUGUUGUUUUGACACCAUUAAAGGUGUCUGAUGAGCAGUCGGAUUCACCUUCAGGAUCUGAAUCUAAAAAUGGUGAAGCAGACAGUUCAGAUAAAGAAAUGAAACAUGGGCAAAAGUCUCCCACUGGGAAACAAACAAGUCAGCACUUAAAACGAUUAAAAAAGUCUGGUUUAGGACAUUUGAAAUGGACCAAAGCUGAGGACAUUGAUAUAGAAACUCCAGGAUCUAUUCUUGUCAACACUAACUUGAGGGCAUUAAUAAAUAAACAUACCUUUGCUUCCUUACCUCAGCAUUUUCAACAAUACCUCCUACUUUUGCUCCCAGAAGUGGAUAGGCAGAUGGGAAGUGAUGGAAUUUUACGCCUCAGUACUUCAGCUCUAAAUAAUGAAUUCUUUGCAUAUGCAGCACAAGGGUGGAAACAGCGACUGGCAGAAGGUGAGUUUACCCCAGAAAUGCAAUUGCGGAUAAGGCAAGAAAUCGAGAAGGAAAAGAAAACAGAACCUUGGAAAGAAAAAUUCUUUGAAAGGUAUUAUGGAGAAAAGUUGGGCAUGUCAAGAGAAGACUCUGUAAAGCUCACUUCUGGACCAAACAGUGGUGGAGCUGAAAGCAGUUCCUCAUGUGGGACCUCUGGUCUUCCGGUUCCUUCUGCACAGACGCCCUUGGAAGAGCAGCAGCCGAAAAGCAUGAAAAGUGCAGCUUCUCCAGAGCCUGAUUUCUGUGCCACACAUUGUCCUAUGGUGGAGGUUCCAGCUAAAGAUGUGAUGGCAGACUCCGAAUCAGAGGAUAUCUUGAUCCCUGAGGAAUCCUUGAUUCAGGAGGAAAUUGCAGAAGAGAUAGAGACUAGUAUAUGUGAAUGUCAGGAUGAAAAUCAUAAGACAAUACCUGAAUUUUCUGAUGAAUCUGGAAGUCCAACCAACUCUCAUGAAGAGCCCCAAAUAGCACCUCCCCAAGAUAACUUGGAAUCCUGUGUUGUAAUGAAUGAUGUUUUAGAAACUUUGCCUCACAUUGAAAUAAAAGUUGAAGAGAAAUCAGAAUCUCCCCAGGAAGAAAUGCCAGUUGUAAUUGAUCAGCUGGAAGUCUGUGACUCUCCUUUACCUUCUACUUCAUCUGUGACUCAUGUCAGUGACACAGAACAUAAGGAGCCAGAGAUGGUGAGAGAGACCAAUACUCCAAAAAUACAAACAGAGUCAUCUUCUUUAGAAGGCCAGUUUUUAAGUGAAGGAAUUGCUGUAGACAUGGAGCUACAGAGUAAUCCUGAUGAACUGCUUUCUGAAAAUGCUUGCAUCUCUGAAACUUCCUUGUCUUCUGGGAGCCCAGAGGGAGCCUCUACCAGCCUGACAUCUCCAAGUGGUGAAACCCAGUCCACUUCAGAAGAAUCAUGUACUCCAGCCUCCCUUGAGACAGCAUUUUGUUCUGAGGUGUCCAACACUGAAAAUACAGACACAUAUAAUCAGAGAAACCCCACUGAUGAAAACCUUCAUGCAUCUUUAAUAUCAGAAAUAUCUCCAAUAUCCACUUCACCUGAAAUAUCAGAAGCAUCUCUUAUGUCCAACUUGCCUUUAACAUCUGAAGCAUCCCCAGUAUCAAACUUACCUUUAACUUCGGAAACAUCACCAAUGUCUGAUUUACCUUUGACAUCAGAAACUUCUUCAGUGUCUUCCAUACUUCUCACAUCUGAGACCACUUUUGUAUCCAGUUUACCACUUCCUCCAGAAACAUCUCCAAUUUCUAAUUCUUCCAUGAAUGAAAGAAUGGUACAUCAACAAAGAAUGCCAUUUUCUGUAGCUGAAGAGCCACUAUCCCCACAGAAAAAUGAAGCUUCUGCCUCUGCCAAGCCCCUGGGAGACAGCCUUCUUUCUCAGAAGAUUACAUCCAAUACUCUUGAACCUAUCAAAGCAGGUUCUUCUUCCAUUGCUCCAGAAGCAUUUCCAUCUGAAGAAUUGCACAAUAAAACCUUAAGUCAACAGCCUUGUAAAUCACAUGUUGAAAAUGAGAAACUCUACUCUGCUUCUAUUCCAGAACUUUCUUCUCCAGAAGUGAUAAAAGUUAAAAAUCAUGGCGUCCUCCAACGAACAGAAAAGAAAGGGGUGACCUCACCAUUGGAAUUACCUGUCUUUUCUGAAGAAACAGAGAGUAAGAGAAGUGAGCUUCCAUCAGCUAAAUUACAAGACAAGCAAUAUGUUUCAUCAAUGGAUAAGAUUUCAUUUUCAGAAGGCUCCAGAAAUAAAACACAUAAGCAAGGAAGCACACAGAAUCGGUUGGAGACCUCACAUACUUCCAAGACAUCAGAGCCUGCCAAGUCACCUGAUGGAAUAAGAAAUGAAAAUAGAGACUCAGAGAUAUCAAAGAGGAAAACUGCAGAGCAGCACAGCUUUGGAAUCUGUAAGGAAAAGAGGGCCAGGAUAGAAGAUGAUCAAUCAACCCGUAACAUGUUGUCUAACAGCCAGCCUGAGAAAGAACAGCCUCCAAGAGAGGAACCCAGGGUUCCACCUCUGAAGAUCCAGCUUUCCAAAAUUGGGCCACCUUUUAUUAUCAAGAGCCAGCCAGUGUCUAAGCCGGAGUCGCGAGCAUCCGCUAGCGCAUCCAUCAGUGGUGGGAGGAACACAGGAGCUAGGACCCUCGCCGAUAUCAAGGCCCGGGCCCAACAAGCAAGAGCUCAGCGCGAGGCUGCCGCUGCAGCUGCAAUCGCCGCCGCCGCCAGCAUCGUCUCGGGAGCCAUGGGGAGCCCAGGAGAAGGUGGAAAGGCAAGAACCCUGGCCCAUAUCAAGGAGCAGACAAAGGCUAAGCUCUUUGCAAAGCAUCAAGCCCGAGCCCACCUCUUCCAGCCCGCUAAAGAGGCUCGGUUGCCUCAGCUCAGCUCCAAGGAAGGGUCCCCCAAUUUAGAAGUCCCUUCUAUUCCUGAAGCAAAAAUUGAAGGUUCACCUGGUGUCAUCAUUGUUAAUCCAAACUGCAGAUCUCCUAGCAGCAAGUCUGCACACCUCCGGGAGGCCGCCACUGUAUUACAGCAGUCUCUUCACCCAGCUAAACUUCCAGAAACUGCCACUGACUUAUCUGUGCAUAACUCUGAUGAAAAUGUACCUGUGUCACAUUUAUCUGAGAAAAUUGUUUCAUCUACCUCUUCUGAAAAUAGCAGUGUGCCCAUGCUUUUUAAUAAAAAUUCUGUCCCUGUGUCUGUCUGCAGCACUGCUAUGUCGGGAGCAAUUAAAGAACAUCCCUUUGUGAGUUCUGUUGAAAAAUCCUCUGUUCUAAUGUCUGUUGACAGUGCAAACACUACAGUUUCUGCUUGUAAUAUAAGCAUGUUAAAGACCAUCCAGGGGACUGACACUCCAUGCAUAGACAUGAUACCAAAAUGUAUUGAAAACACUCCUAUUCCAGCUGCUCCAGAGGGCUCAGGCAUAUUGAGCUCCCUGGACAAUAAGCAGGUACUCAUCUCGAGCAGCCCUGCUAGUAACCUUGUCUCGAGUCAAUACACCUCUGUGCCAACUCCCUCCAUUGGAAACAGUUUGCCAAACCAUCUCUCCACUAGCUCUGUCUUGAUUCCGCCAACGGGAAUUAACAGCAGAUUUCCUUCUGAGAAGAUAGCCAUACCUGGGAGUGAAGAACAGGCCCCCGUAUCCAUGGGUACCACUGUGAGAGCAGCCCUCAGCUGUAGUGAUUCAGUAGUCGUCACGGACUCUCUGGCCACAUGCCCACCCAUUGCGCUGUUUACUGGAAACAUGCUACCAGUAAACUCUUAUGAGAGUCCUCCCAAGUCGAGUGCAGAAAGCUUGGAGAAAAAUUCAGGGCCUCGAAACAGGGCAGAUAAUUCUGGAAAACCUCAGCAGCCACCAGGCAGCUUUGCACCAGCAGCCAUUAACCGAUCGAUCCCGUGUAAAGUCAUUGUCGACCACAGCACCACGCUCACCUCCAGUUUGUCUCUGACGGUCUCCAUCGAAAGCGCAGAAGGCAGCUUAGACCUCCAGAGCCGGCCGGUGAGGACGGAAGCCUCCAUACAGCCCAUGGCAUGUCCCCAGGUGUCUGUUAUUAGUAGGCCUGAGCCAGUUGCGAGUGAAGGCAUAGAUCAUGGCUCUAGUUUCAUAGCUGCUUCAGCAGCAAAGCAAGACUGUAAAACAUUACAGGCCACCUGCACAAGUCAUCGAGAAUUACCCCUUGUUGCAGACAAGUUGAGUGAGGUGGCUGUGCCUAGUCAUAGCUUUGCUGAGCAGGCCUGUGGCCUGACUGCUUUCAAAAGUGAAGGUGACUCAACCUGCAGCAAUCAGUAUAAUUCAGGUAACCGGAUUUGCUGGAAUGAUGAUGCAAUGAGGAACACAGGACAGCCUCAGGUUAGUCACUUGGGUCCAAGUAAGCAGAAAGAAUAUCUAGAACAAAACUGUCCAAAGACUGUCAAAACAGAACACGCCAGCUUCCCCCACAUACCUGAACUUCACCCCAGGAAUCUUGUAACAAACGUUGCUCUUCCUGUGAAAUCUGAACCUCAUGAAGCGGGCAAAGGCUUUAGGAUGGACACUGAAGACUUCCCUGGCCCAGAGCUGCCUCCCGCUGCAGAGGCAGCCUCUGGUGUGCAACAAUCACAGAAUGCAAAGGUUUCCACCUCCAGCCCCAUGGAAGAGGUGAUUUCCUUGGCUACAGACACCCUGAAAAGAGUUCCUAGCACAGGGACCUCCAGCUGUCGUUUGUCAUCUGUAGAGGCAAACAAUCCUCUGGUGACCCAGUUACUUCAGGGCAACCUGCCUUUGGAGAAAGUGUUGCCACAGCCCAGACUGGGAGCCAGGCUCGAAAUUAACAGGCUUCCUCUGCCUCUUCAAACUACCUCAGUGGGUAAAACAGCGUCAGAGAGGAAUGUCAUCGAAAUGCCAUCCAGCUCUCCGAAUCCAGAUGGUAAGGGCUACUUGGCAGGGACGCUUGCCCCAUUGCAGAUGAGAAAGCGAGAAAACCACCCCAAAAAGAGAGUAGCCAGGACUGUAGGGGAACACACUCAAGUGAAAUGUGAACCAGGGAAGUUGUUGGUGGAUCCCGAUGUUAAAGGGGUGCCUUGUGUCAUCAACUCCGGCAUGAAUCAGCCUGGGCACAGCCAGCCCUUUAAGCAAGAGUGGCUGAGCAAGCACUCCAUGCAGAACCGAAUUGCUCACAGCCCUGAGGUCAAACAGCAGAAGCGGCUGCUCCCCUCGUGUAGCUUCCAGCAGAACCUAUUUCACGUUGACAAGAAUGGCGGCUUCCACCCAGAAGCCAGUACCUCACACAGGCAGCAGUUUUACCAAAUGCCUGUGACUGCAAGGGGCCCCGUUCCCACGGCAGCUCUGUUACAGGCCUCUUCCAAGACCCCAGCGGGCUGCAAUGCAUUUGCCUUUAGUAGGCAUAUUGAACAGAAAGGUUUAGGAGAGGUUAGUCUUUCUUCAGCACCUCACCAGCUAAGGUUAGCCAACAUGGUAUCCCCCAGUAUACCCAUUAAAGAAGGUGAUGACGGGGGAGGCACUGCACACGCAAUGGCAAACAAAGCACUAGUGCAUCCUCCACCUCCACCGCCACCCCCUCCACCUCCACCCUUGGCUCUUCCCCCACCUCCCCCACCGCCACCUCCACUACCUCCACCUCUUCCUAAUGCAGAAGUCCCUUCUGAUCAGAAACAACCGCUGGUUACCAUGGAAACCACUAAAAGACUCAGUUGGCCACAGUCCGCGGGCAUAUGUAGCAAUAUAAAAUCGGAACCUCUUUCUUUUGAGGAAGGUUUAAGCAGCAGCUGUGAACUGGGCAUGAAACAGGUUUCCUAUGACCAGAAUGAAAUGAAAGAACAGCUAAAAGCGUUUGCGCUAAAAAAUGCAGAUUUCUCCUCCUAUUUGCUUUCUGAGCCACAAAAGCCUUUUGCCCAAUUAGCUGCUCAGAAAAUGCAGGUGCAGCAGCAGCAGCAGCUCUGUGGAAAUUACCCAACAAUACACUUCGGUAGCACGAGCUUCAAAAGGGCAGCAUCUGCAAUCGAAAAGUCCAUCGGGAUUUUGGGAAGUGGCUCCAACCCUGCCGCGGUCCUGCCUGCCCAGAAUUCUCAGAUGCCCGCUCAGAACUUUGCCGACAGCAGCAACGCGGAUGAAUUGGAACUGAAAUGCUCUUGCCGGCUGAAAGCCAUGAUCGUGUGCAAAGGCUGUGGGGCCUUCUGCCAUGAUGACUGCAUAGGGCCUUCAAAACUCUGUGUAGCUUGCCUGGUGGUACGAUAAGAGCUGAGGGCAAGAUGCAGUAUCCCUUUUCAACACGAAAAGCCAAACAGCAUCAGCAGCAGCAAAUUGAGUAACUUGGUGUUUUAUAUCAUGCUAAUUUAUUUUACCGCGGAACAGCUUAUCUGUUCUCUAUGAGAUUACUAUUUUCUUGAAUUUCUCAUAAAGGAGAGGAUGCAUCCCAGCUGAAUGGCUCAGCAGCAUGUCUUUUGCAUAUUUUAAGUUGCCGUUCGUUUCCAGCUUUGGAAAGUUUCUGUCCAUGUGUAUGCAGGUCACUGUCCCAUUCAUUUUUUUUUCCCCUGGCUAUAGAUAGGAAAAAGGAAAAUUCUGAUUACUUUAUAAUAAGAAGAAAUGCAGAUGUAGAGAGAAUGCUGAAAGUGAUUUAAGGUGGUUUCUUCUUCUGUAGAUCAGCUGUUGCAGUAAGAGUUUUCACAAUUGACUCUUCUGGACCAACCAUAAUGAUUAAAUCAUCAUUGGAAAAGGGAAUCUGAUUUAAAUAUAUGAUUCCUUGUAUUUACUCUUAUCACAAAAGAUUCAUUAAAGGAGGUAUGCUAUUAAUGAAACCCACAGUCCUUAUUAUUCUUUCUUCCCUUUUACUCUUCACAGAGACGAUGGCAGAGUAUCUUGAUCUGCCUUAGAAUUUAUUCAGGCGGCAUAGAAAAAUUUGUCUUACACCUGAAAUUGCACUGUGGGCCCCUAGUCCAGUCAUUUCGUUCUGUCCCUUUGCUACCUGACUGGCCAAUGGAGAAGCAGAGGCCACAGGUUGUUGGAGCUUCAUGUGUGGCUUUUAAGAGCAAGUGUGGGGAAAAUCGCCCUAUAUUAGAAAGAAAUAAAAUGCUGUAUAUGCAAACACAUACAUGGGUUGAUAAUGUAAAUAUUAGUCCAUUCUAUUUACUCUAAUGCAAUUACUAGAUAUUAAAAUUGGGAGGAAAUAAUCGUAGCCCUUUCUUAAUGACCCCAGUGCAUUCUGGCAUCUGACUUUGCAGAGCUUGUAAAACGACACUGUCUCUUAAAGUGUCAUUGAUGAUGAAAAGGACUGCAGAAGGCUGAAGUGUUGACAUUCUUUUGAACAAUUUCCUUCUCAUAAUUUAUUAUCUGUAUAAAUAUACUUGACUCGGAAACAACCCUUAUUUUACAAAUUGUUCUAGGGAUGGCAUAUUUUAUUUCUUUUUGUCCUCAGGUGAAUUCAAUACAUUCUUCAUAUUUGGGGGGACUGGAACUGCUUUUAAAAAAGGGAUACUGCAUCUUACAGUUAUCUUCCGUGUUUAUCUGGUAAAUUCUGUGUUGCGUAUUUUAGCUACAUUCCAUGUACUUUGGCCACCAUCAUGUUGAAGAACUUCUAUAGUUCAGGAAGGCUCUGUUCCCUAAAGCAAGUUCAAAAGCACAUGCACAUUGUGGGAAGAUGAAAGAAAACAAAACCAGGCCCUUUUAACUUCAGAUUACAGAGCACAAAAUAUGGAGUGCCAUUAACCCAUUGAUUGAUUGUGGCUGUAGAAUAAAAACAAAAGCAUGGGGGAAGUCAUCUGUAUCCAGGGUGAGAAUGACAGAUAUUUUCACAUGGGAUCAUCCUAAUCAACGUAAACUUUUUGACAUUCCCUUAAAAUACAUCUUAAAGUUAACUGGAAUGAGCAGAAAGAACAUUCCUUGAAAAAAAAAAAAACAAAACUUGGGAUUUUAAAA